Symsagittifera roscoffensis is the source of this 5136-nucleotide messenger RNA. RefSeq names its product tyrosine-protein kinase HTK16-like. Gene Ontology annotation, molecular function: transmembrane receptor protein tyrosine kinase activity; ATP binding. Gene Ontology annotation, cellular component: plasma membrane; signaling receptor complex. Bases 2529 to 5003 code for a protein of 824 amino acids. The transcript is spliced from 14 exons. The record is from RefSeq and is a predicted model, not a curated record. Lineage: Eukaryota; Metazoa; Xenacoelomorpha; Acoela; Convolutidae. Gene Ontology annotation, biological process: positive regulation of kinase activity; multicellular organism development; protein phosphorylation.
GUUUGCUGAUCCGUUUUACGAACUAUAAACCCUUAUUAUAAGCUAAUGCUUACCAUCAAGCAAUAUUUAUACAUGAGCAAAUUGUGUCUUGAGUUUGUACCAUAUAGUUUAUAGAUGACCUCCUCUCCAUUUAGUUACCCAGGGUACCCGAUGCCAGCCUUCUGCGACUUGUGGGCACUAAAAGUGCGUCCAAUUUAUUAAAACAAAAACAGCUAGCUUCCCUUGCUUCCAAUUUAAAAAUCCAUAUUAAUCUGGUUUUUAUUGCAGUUUAAAUCCCUGCUUUUCCUUUACACGAAUUUGGUUGUUUCCGUUCUGCCACAACAAGACUUCCACAAAAAAGGAAAAGCUCUUAAUGCCUGCAUUGCUUAACUACCUGAUUCGAUUGAAGGAUUACCAUUUACGAUGGUAGGUCUAAAUUGGACCGAAUUGGCAAGGAAGCACAAAUUGUUUUCCAUUUUUUGGUCAGCUUUUGCACACACAUGAACACACAGAUGCAAUAAUUGUUUUGAGUUAUAACUGGCUGUCGGCAAGUACAAAAGGCAAGCGGCAACCGAUCACCUUUAGAUUGGUUCAUUAAGCAGCUUUGUUGUUUUUUAGCUCACUCUUUUCCUCUCACUAAUAUUCCAGUUGAAAUAUACCAAAUAAAACAAAUGGUCUCAUUCUUAUUCCAACUUACAGUUAUUUUCAUACUGAGCGCACCUUGUAUGUCCUUGUUUGUUUUAUUUACCUCAUCAACAUUAUCCAUGCCCUUCGAUGGCUCCUCAAUCCACCUCCUCGCCCUCAUAAAGCUACUUUUCCCCCUUCACUGCCCAUCAUUGCCCGGUACAAUUCGUAGCGUCUCAUUUGAUACGAUAAUUGCAAAAAAGCCCUCAAAAAUCUAGAGCCGAUUGAAAAAAUCCCUGAACAACUAUAUAUGCCCCUCCCUUUUCCCUCCUGAGUUUAUGCUCGUACCGUACAUGAAUUGUUAGUGUUAGUGAAAUGUCAGUUAUUGUUGUUAUUUUGCAUUAUUUUUGAAUCUCAUUAUAUGCACCUAGUUCUUAUUAUUUACUUUUCCUCAAAUAACUGCGUUUUUAGCUAUGUUAGUAUAAUCAGCCACCAUAAAGGGCCAUUUGGGAACGAUGAGCUAAGACGGUGACAGUUGUUCCUUUAUUUCUACUCGCAGCCAUGUGAACAAACACAAUGGUAUGAUUUGACAACGGGAAAACCUAAUCGCACCCAUUUAUUUCAACGAGUUCUGUUCAGCAGAUAUCUUCAUCAUUGGCUCCAGUGGAUAUCUUCAUCAUAUCUUCAUGCUACACGUUAAAGUGAACUUCAGCUUCGUUCACAAUUAUCUCAAAAUUGGCAGCUUCACAAAUCAAGCGGAAAGAAGAAAAAAAUUACACCACCACGCUCAAGCCAAUUAUGGUAAAUUUAUCUCAAAUGCCAUCAAAUUUUUUGAAUUACAGGCAUCUAAUUUGAGAUAACAAAAUAUAACCCGUGGCAAUUUUGAGUACCGAACUUUUUGGCGCAUCUUUAUUGAAAUUAACUUUGAUCUGCUGUUAUCAGCGCGCUUGAGUUAAUUUCACUUCAGUGGUUAUUACCAGUAUUAACUUUUCAACAAGAAUUUGGCCGGGGGCUGAAAAGACGCGUGAAUUAUUUCCGCCGUCCCAUGGAGAGCCCUUGACAACCUUGCUUCCGACCAAAUUUUGACACUUAUAGUACUAGCCGUGCUCAACCUUCAGAAGUUGCCAUCAUCCGUUGAGCAUCUUUACUUGUUUGAAUUUACAAUCUGGGAAAAAAAGAAAAAAAAAUUUUGUUACUUUAAUCAGAGUUUGCGAGCUUUUUUUCGAGCUUUUAUGAAUUUUGCGGAGAACUGAAAAAAAAACCUGCAGGAAUAAAACAAACUUUUAAGAUUUUUACUGCGGGAAGCAAAACAUGCAAGAGAAAAACGAACUGGCAAAAAGUCUGGGAUAAAACAAUACCUGGCCGGGCUUAUUUCUACUCAUUUUCUACCCUUGUUGUUUAUUUUCACCACUAACCAUUCCAGAAUCUAAACAAGGCUAGUGCACGGAAUCUUAACUAGACAGUUAAGUGUCUUGGGAACAACAGAGAAGAGAAAGGCGUUAACUAAUUGCCUUCAAAAUCAGCCCAGAAGUUUUUAAAGCCUUUCACUAGGCAAUCGGUCAGACAACGAAAAAAUAUAUAUCUCAUGAUUUUUCUUUACUUAUAUCUCAUUCAUUGUGCCAUUUGUUUGGGAAUACAUUCAAAAGUGAUUUUCGAUUCCGAUUCUUCUGAAAGCAAAUCUUAAAAUUGAAUUUUGGCAUGAUUGUCAUGAUUUAUUACCUUUUUUUGCUAUGACAUCAGAUUUGUCAUCCAAGUGUAUUUAACAUUUAAAAAUUUACUUUAACUUCCCUCUUCACCUAUGGGAAAUGAGCUUUAACUGACGGCUAUUUUCACCAUUACGCUCAAAAACAUCAAACUAUACUUCCCUUUACGUCAAUUUGUUACGGUUUUAUACUUGAUUUGAAUGAGAAUAAGCGCCCUCAAAGAUGAUUAAACGGCUGAAGAAGUCCCUCUCUAAAAAACUGGAGAGUUGUCAGCCGUUCGGUGCCAGUGAUGCGUCGGCGUCUACUCUGACUCGAAGUCUGCAGUCCAACAAGAGAAGGGGUUUUGAGCAGCAGCAGUGGUUCCACGGAGACAUAUCCAGGGACGAGUGCCAGAGGAGACUGAGGGAGACAGGCGUCAAGGACGGCACUUUUCUAGUGCGGAGGCGGGGCAUGUACUUUGUGCUGUCUACUUGUUGGGACAAUGAGGUCAGCCACUACCUCGUCAACGUAGAGGGGGGCAAGUUCGGAAUCCCAGGGGGCAGGAUAUUCUCAAACCUCAAUCAGAUGAUCAGCUACUACAGUCAUCGCAAAGACGGCCUCCCCUGCUGCCUCAGAUCAGUGUGUGUCAGACCCAUGGAAGUUAACCAAUUCAGCGAUCACAAUCAAAAAUCAAUUAUCAGUCCCAGGAAAGGAAGAAAAAAUUCCCAUAGCUUCAACGAAGAAAGCGUCAGCGAAUCACAGAACUCGAAGCCCGAAAUCUGCAAAAAUUUUACAAACGGUUUUGUAGAAAAUCGAACCCCACCUAAAAACCCCUCCGACGAACUCGACUCACGCGAAAAACACCAAAAUCCGGAAGAGAACUACAGGUUUUCGGCAUGCACAUUUGAGGACGCACCCAUAAAAGUGGCUUCAUCAUCGUCGUCAUCUGUCAAUCGACCACCGUCGCAGUCCAGACAGCCCAGCAGCCACAGGGCGUCCCCGGCACACCCAAAUAGGUCAAGCGACUCUCCGUACUUCAACUUCACACCCUUGUCGAUGCAACAGUCCACUUCAUUCACUGGAAUGGACUGCCUAGAUGUCCUUGAAAAUCUGGACGGAGGUGACAAUGACGUCACUGAUGCCAAAUCGCCGAAGCAACUUCCCUUUGAAGUUGUGUCGACGUCAUCGGCUGGGCACUCGGCUCUGUCAUGUCAAGUGCCCGAUACGUCAUCAGGGUCAUAUCUGAACCCGAGGUCCCUUCGUGCAGUGUAUCGAAGCGAAGCUCUGCAAAGGGUGUCUCAAUCGACGACCAAUGAAGAUGGGGCUGGGGUUGAGUCAUCACCGAGACACAAAGUAAACGUCAAGGGCACGAGAGGGCCAGGGGGAAAGAAGGUGACUCAGAAGUACUCGUGUGAUGGUUUCGACUACACGUUCAUUAGUCGACUAACUGUGGACGACCACCAAGAGUCGAGUCAGAAUCCGAAUCCUUCUCCUAAUUCCAAAAGGGACUACUCUGCUGAACAUAGAUCAGAAAAUAGCCCCAGUCCAUCCGGUGCCAAUCACAAUUUAACAUUUUUUCGCAACGCAUCAUCGCCUCUUGAACCCAAGGCUACAUCAUCUAGUCGGACCACUGCACGCUCAAGCCAUCAUCAUCAUCAUCAGCAACAUUGUCACAAGAAGACCAGCCUUCCACCAACAUCCAUAUCGUCACUAGUACAACCCCACAACUCCUCCAAUGCCGAACCUGGCGGCGACUCUUCGGCCCAAGCAGGUCGCCGGGAGUCUCCGAAGUCGAAGGAGGCUACUCCUGGAACGUCGGCAAAGAGUCUCGAGGAGAAUGUCUUGGAGAACUGUGACCUUUAUUUAUACUACCAAUUAGGAGUCGGUAACUUUGGCGUGGUGAUGCAAGGGGUGCUUCGGAAUCUGGAUUCGGGUAAGGAGAGAUCAGUGGCUGUGAAGAUCCUCAGGUGCUCAGAGGGUGAGUCGGCGGAGAGUAGUCGGCAGCAGAUGUUGCGAGAAGCCAAAGUCAUGUCUGAACUCAAUCACCCAAACGUCAUCAAACUGAUCGGCAUCUUCAAUGGUCCGGAACUGAUGCUGGUGUCUGAGCUUGCCCCUAUCGGACAGCUUAACAAAUACUUGAAAAAGCACAAAACUGUUCCAGUGGAGAUGCUGAUGAACUAUGGCCUGCAAGUGGCCAGUGGUAUGGCCUAUCUGGAGAGGAGGAGUUUCGUGCACCGAGACCUUGCAGCCAGGAAUGUCCUCUUAGCCACAGACAGACAUGCUAGAAUUAGUGAUUUCGGAAUGUCAAGGAUGCUCUCAUUCAACAAGGACUACUAUAGGGCGAAUGACGGGGGUCACUGGCCUGUGAGGUGGUAUGCGCCCCAGUGCAUCUACUUCUUCACCUUCACCUCCAAGUCGGACGUGUGGAGCUACGGGGUCACUCUGUGGGAGAUAUUCAGCUACGGUCUGAGGCCUUACGGGAACAUGCGCAGCAGCGAGAUCCUGGACAUGAUUGACAGGGGGGCUCGUCUGAAGUGUCCCCCCAACUGUCCUCCCGAAAUGUACUCACUCAUGCUUCGAUGCUGGGAGUACGAAGAAGCAGAUCGACCCACUUUCGAGGAAAUCUACCAGGUGGUUGAGAUCUACUUCCGAGCUCAGGCCUCCAAGAGUCGAGAUGUCUACACUGGUUCUGGUGCCACGACAUCAGGCCAGAACUAGUAUCUCAAAUAGAACUAAUUCUUAUAAGGUGCCAAAUGAGAAAGAGCAUACUACACUCAGUGCAGCUGCAAUAUAUCUACAUCAAUUUUAAAUUUUCAACACUUUAAAUUAUAGCAAUAAAAUUUCAUUUGUA